This is a messenger RNA of Thecamonas trahens ATCC 50062, 1144 nucleotides long. RefSeq names its product MOSC domain-containing protein. The record is from RefSeq and is a predicted model, not a curated record. The transcript is spliced from 2 exons. Gene Ontology annotation, molecular function: pyridoxal phosphate binding; catalytic activity; molybdenum ion binding. Bases 158 to 1144 code for a protein of 328 amino acids. Lineage: Eukaryota; Apusomonadida; Apusomonadidae.
CAUCCACCCAGCACGAGAUGGCAAGCGAGUGGAGGGUGUGCGGGAGGCCGUGUGGGACGUGCUUCCGCCGGUUCCGGUCUACGACGGGUCGGCCUGGCAGCUGGGCUUUGCUGCCUUUUACCUCGUGCUUUUACUCGGCUACGCUGCGCUGUACUGCAUGGGCAUGGCGUCAGCGCGGGCUCAUGCGGAGAGCAAGGUCGGCGGGAAGCGGAGGAAGGGCAAGGACCGGGGCGACGGAGAGGCAGAGGCAGGCGAGGUUGCUGGCGUCGUCUCCUCGGUCCGGGUCUAUCCGGUCAAGUCGUGCUCGGGCAUGGAGGUGGAGGCGUGGCCGGUCGGACCGACAGGGCUUGUGCUCGAUCGGGCGCUGUGUGUGGUCAAUGCGGCGAGCGGCGAGUUUUGCCAUGCCCGCAAGGCGCCGCAGAUGCUGACGUGCCGGGCGACGGCGACGAUUCACGAUCUUGGGCCGCACCCGGACGCGCCGCUGCUGCCGUCCAAGUUUGACAUUCGCCUCACAGUCGAGCACGUUGACAGCCAGCUCACCAUCACUGCGCGCGACGUUCGCGCUGGUGACGGCGAUGAGCCGCGUGAGGUCUCGGUCUGGUCAUCGCACAUGCUGGCGGCACCGGUCGAGGCGCGCAAGGCGCGGGUCUCGACUUGGGUCUCGGACCUGCUGCGCUGGUCACCAUGGGCGAGGCCUACUCGCGGCCGAUCGGUUCCGGCUAUGUCGACGAGCUUGGCGGCGCCGGUGACGGCGCGCAAACGGCGUUCACCGACUCGCUCCCGGCUUGCUCGCGACGGCCUCGAGACGGUGAGCAUGGAGCGGUUCCGGCCGAACGUGGUGGUGACGACGACGACGCCACACAUCGAGGAUCGGUGGAGGCGGAUCCGCAUUGGUGAGUUUGAGUUUGGCAUUGCGUCGGCCUGCUCGCGCUGCAUCCUCACCACCAUCGACCCCAGCACUGGGGCGUUUACUGACGUCCCGUUCAAGACGCUGCAGAGCUACCGCCGCCCGCCCAAGGGCGCGCGGCCGCUGUUUGGCGUCAAACUUGUCCAGCUGGCCGGGCCGGCGACAGGCGGCGAGCUCGCAGUCGGGCUCGACGUCGAGGUCCUUGAGCUUGCUGACGAGCCGAUCAUGCGGACGUAG